AUGGAGGCGCAAGCAGGUGGCAUGGAAUGUGCCGAUGUGCCGGGCACAUUCACAUUGGGCCGGCACUUGUCGACGAGAAGGUGGACGGGGGAUAACCGGUUUUUGGAACGGCGGAGAGCCUGCCACACGACCUCUCGGCCCCUCUUCCGGCGACGGUCGGCGCAGGGCCACUCUGUCUCAUGUCUAGGAAGAUGCGCGCGGUUGAAGUUUGCCGAUGCCGAUCACUGGUGGGUCGAGAGCGGUGGUUGGUGUGGUUGUGAUCCCGGGGGAAAACUGCCGCUGUCGAUGCAGGGACCGGCCUGGCAGGGGCGAUACGCCGAGGCGGAGUGGAGUCGAGUCUUGGCUAAAGCUAAUGAGCACCCCCUCAAUCACCGCCUUAAGCGGCAGCCAGUGUGCAACAGGCGGCGGCGCCUUUCUAGAAGUGUGUUCAGGCGGUAG
Gaeumannomyces tritici R3-111a-1 is the source of this 438-nucleotide messenger RNA. RefSeq lists its product as hypothetical. The record is from RefSeq and is a predicted model, not a curated record. The transcript has a single exon. The coding region runs from base 1 to 438 and encodes 145 amino acids. Lineage: Eukaryota; Fungi; Ascomycota; Sordariomycetes; Magnaporthales; Magnaporthaceae.